GUAUUCAACACGCCGGGGAGGAAAACGGGACCUGACGCUCCGCCCGACGCGAUUCCUCCUCCACCACCUCCUCCUCCUCCUCCUCCGUCCAAGGCGCCGGCCGCUCCCGCCUUCGAGGGCGAGCUUCGGGGAAGGGAGGAUGAACGAGGGUGAACAGAGUGGCCGGGGACUCAAAGGGGGGACCCCUUCAGUCCUCCGCCAUUCACUUUCCCCUGUAGCCACACACCCCCCUUUAUAUUCCGCUUCACGUGGGGUGCGGGGCAGGAGGGAGGAGAGCCCGAGAGGGGGAGGGGAAGUCAAGGGAGGAAAAGCGAGAAAUGCCCACCUUCUUUGGCCAACUCCGGAGCCACCUCAGCCCCCUCCUCCCGCCGCGGCGGCGGCCGCUGCAAAAAGCCCUCCCGGCUCGCCCUGCACGAAAGGCAGCGCGGAGCGAGUGUCGCCUGGCCCUCGCCACCCCCCGGCGCCGCGGCCGCCGGCGAGCCCCGAGCUCAGUGUCGCUCAAACCUCCCCUGCCGGCCCCGCCGGCCCCGCUCCGCCCUCCCCCCGCGCCCCGCGGACCCUUUCAAACCCCCUGGGCUCGCGGCGGUUGCUCCGGGAGGAAACUCUGGCCGCGGCUGGGGCCGGGGCGGUGCGGCUGCGAGCGGGGCGGCGGCGGCGGCGGCGGCGGCGGUGGGGCGCCCGGUACGGUGAGCCCAGCAACGAGGCGCGGGCGGGCGCGCAGAGACGCCGAGUCCUCGCGGAGCACGGCCGGGGCGCGGCGGCGGCGACGGCGGCGGUGGUGGUGGUGGUGGUGGCAGCGGGAGCCCAGGGACCGCUCCAUCACUGGCAGCCAUGGAGCCCGAGCAUUUUCCUCCCUCGGGGCAGGCGCUCGGCUCGGCACUCGUCCUCGGGGAGGAAGGGGCCGGCGCCCGAGCUCGUCGGAGGGCGGCGGGACGUGCGCGGGAGCGGAGGGUGCGAGCCUCGGGUCCUCUUCCUCGGCAGCCGGCUCGUCCUCACCCCGCUGAUUUCGCGGCCGGGCGGGAGGGGGGCUGCGGGCGGCGGCGGCUCCUUUCUCGGCGGCGUUGGUGGCCAGACGGGCUGGUGCAGCGACUGCAGCCGACGCCGUUCAAAGGAACGAGAGGUCAGAGCCAAAAGCCAGAUAAGAAGCCAAAGGGACAAUUUCACUGAAAAGCUCCUGCCCUUGCCAAAUGCUGCCUUUCCAUAGGAAGACUUCCCUUGACCACUCUGUCUUGAGGGAGUUGGCAUUUGCCAGCAGCUGGUAGACUGGAAAUAACAUCUGGAUCCAGAAGGAUGCUGAAUAUCCAGUGUCUGCGUUGUCCAUAUCACUCUACUGCUUCAGGUUCAAUUCCCU
Molecule: messenger RNA, 1351 nt
Organism: Castor canadensis (American beaver)
Lineage: Eukaryota; Metazoa; Chordata; Mammalia; Rodentia; Castoridae
Source: RefSeq, a predicted model, not a curated record